AUGUCAAUAAUGCGUUCAUCUAAAUUGUUGUUGUUGUUGUUGUUGGUACUCUACGUUUCAUGCAAUAAUAAUAAUUAUUUGGUAAGUGGUUCAACUGUUGGUGAUGGUGAGUGCUUCCACCCGAAACAACAGAAAAUCGUAGACACCCACUACAAUUGUUCGAUAGAGAUUGUCAAUCGAAAUGAUUUCGAAAUAUCGUAUGGUAGUAUUACCAGUUCAAAGUGUUGUCAUUUCACAGACUUGAGUAAUUUCACAUUUAAAUUCAUCGAGCAACCGAAAUUCAAUUUCAUUCCCGAAGUACUGUCAGUGCGUAUCAGUGGAAAGAGCUACAACGCCGAGGCUCAACUAAACGGACAUCACUACAGAGCCAUGUUGGAAUCAUUCAAAAUCGUCAAGGAAAGAGAUUCCUACUCAGUCAUCUGUGAGGCACCUGCACUCUAUGAAAUCAGAGAUCUCAGUGCAGACAAAGAAGAAUCAGUCCAAUCCGCCAAUUAA
Heterostelium album PN500 is the source of this 495-nucleotide messenger RNA. RefSeq lists its product as uncharacterized. The transcript has a single exon. The record is from RefSeq and is a predicted model, not a curated record. The coding region runs from base 1 to 495 and encodes 164 amino acids. Lineage: Eukaryota; Evosea; Eumycetozoa; Acytosteliales; Acytosteliaceae.